GGAGCCAUAAAAUAAACUAUAAUAUUGGGCAGUAUUAGUGUGUAUAUAUAUCUAUCUUUUACGUACUUCAAUGGCCACUGCUGCUACUUUAUCUUCACUCUUAUCUCGCUUUACUCUGAUUAAACCCCCAAUCAUUUCCCAAUCUUCAAGAAGAAUCCAGUCAAUUCUCCGCUAUUCCAAAUUAAAGAACCCAAACCGAUUACGAUUGUUUUCAAUGGCAUCAUCUGAACCCAAAGAAUCACCUGCUAACAAUCCAGGUCUCUACACUACUCCCGAUGAUGCUACUAAAGGCUACAUCAUGCAACAGACUAUGUAUCGAAUUAAGGAUCCAAAACAAAGUCUUGAUUUUUAUUCUCGUGUGCUGGGAAUGUCGUUGCUUAAGAGGUUGGAUUUUCCAGAGAUGAAGUUUAGCCUGUACUUUAUGGGCUAUGAGAAUACAGCAUCAGCUCCAACUGACCCUGUUGAAAGAACAGUUUGGACCUUUGGUCAGAAGGCAACAAUUGAACUGACUCAUAACUGGGGCACUGAAAGUGAUCCCGAUUUUAAAGGAUAUCACAAUGGAAAUUCAGAACCUCGUGGCUUUGGUCAUAUUGGUAUUACUGUGGAUGACGUGUACAAGGCAUGUGAGAGAUUUGAAAGUCUCGGAGUGGAGUUCGUAAAAAAACCUGAGGAUGGAAAAAUGAAAGGGAUAGCUUUCAUUAAGGAUCCUGAUGGCUAUUGGAUUGAAAUCUUUGAUCUCAAGACUAUUGGGAAAACUACUGGCAGUGCUGCUUGACAUAAUGUGACACAAAUAUAAGGGAAGUGGGGCAUUUAGAGAAUUCAGGACUGAUUCCUUCAUCUUUACUACAUGGAAAACUUGCUCCAUAUUUCCUUUUAUUGUGUGCGUCUUCUCAUGUUUGCCAAUGAAGGAUAUCCUAUAAACAGAAGAAUGCUGUGGUGUAGAUGUAGUUGUGAUAGAUGACCUAUGUUCUUGCUCAAUUAAUAAACGUCUCUUGUUCUUUGAGGGUUUGACAAUUUCAGAUGUUAAGUGCAUAUGUAAUUCAAUUAUGUUAUUAAAGAAUGACCACUUGGUAGAA
This is a messenger RNA of Ricinus communis (castor bean), 1076 nucleotides long. Its product is annotated as lactoylglutathione lyase. Gene Ontology annotation, molecular function: lactoylglutathione lyase activity; metal ion binding. Bases 71 to 775 code for a protein of 234 amino acids. The record is from RefSeq and is a predicted model, not a curated record. NCBI's taxonomy places the organism in Eukaryota, Viridiplantae, Streptophyta, Magnoliopsida, Malpighiales, Euphorbiaceae. The transcript is spliced from 9 exons.